Molecule: messenger RNA, 987 nt
Organism: Talaromyces marneffei
Lineage: Eukaryota; Fungi; Ascomycota; Eurotiomycetes; Eurotiales; Trichocomaceae
Exons: 2
Coding region: 1-987 (328 amino acids)
Biological process (GO): endoplasmic reticulum to Golgi vesicle-mediated transport; vesicle fusion with Golgi apparatus
Cellular component (GO): membrane; trans-Golgi network
Source: RefSeq, a predicted model, not a curated record
AUGGCCCAAUACUACCCCCAGCAAUCACAGCCCUCCUACGGCUCCCAAUCAUCCCAAAACCUCCAAUUCUAUCCAUCCUCCUACUCCGUUUCAGGCCACACGACACCAUCCCAAGCCUCCUACGGCGUCGGCUAUGGCGGUCAACCAUCCGCCCAAGCAUACCCCGGCUCCUCAGCUGGCGGGGCUGGAGGUUAUGGAGGCGGAUUCGGGGGUGCCGGUUCAUCAGCGGCUGGUGGUGUAUCCGGUAGAAUGGGAGAGCAUGGAGGGUUGAGAACGGGGUGGUUAGCUGCGUUUGGCACGGAGGGGUAUGAUGGUGAACCGCCGUUAUUGGAGGAGUUGGGUGUGAAUUUUGAUCAUAUCCGGAGCAAAACACUUACAGUCCUCAACCCCUUUGCCCAAAUAGACCAACACCUCAUGGACGACAGCGACCUAUACGGCGCAAUCCUCUACAUUGUCCUGUACGGCACAUUCCUCCUUCUUUCCGGCAAGGUGUUUUACGGCUACAUCUACGGCGUCGCCGUAUUCGGUACACUGGCCCUACACCUCAUCCUGAGUCUGAUGUCUCCUUCCAUCGACGGCACGGGCAACGGUGCAUCACCAAUCCCCAACGCAGCGGACCCAAACAACUACGAUCCUCACCAGAAACCACCCGGUCAUGCGGGCGGCCCAACCGGCCAUUUCUCAGCAACCCUGACCUUCCCUCGCUCCGCCAGCGUGCUGGGCUACUGCUUCCUACCCCUUGUGUUGACAAGUCUAAUCGGUAUCCUGCUCCCCAUGGACACCAUGUUCGGGUACUUACUCACCUCCGCGGCCGUGGGGUGGUGCACAUACAGUAGUUCGGGCAUGUUUUGUGCCGUGGGACGGAUGCGUGGGAUGAGAUUUUUGGUGGCGUAUCCAUUGGCGUUGUUUUAUAUUGUUUUUGGGAUUAUGGGGAUUUUUUCGUCGAGGGGGAGUGGCACUUUGGCCGCGAAAACGGGGAGUUAUUAA